AUGUCUUCAGCAGAGGUGCCCUCGCCAGCGGUAAAAGAAGAGAUGGCCGAAACAUCGGUCGACGCAGUCCUCAGCCCCGCCGAUGCUCUGUACGAGAAGUGUGCUCAACGACCUACUGGGCAGAUCUUCUUCCAGCGCGAUCUGUCCAACAUGAAUGUUGCAAACACCAUGGCAGAGCUCACAGUCCUCCUCCGCGAGCUUUGCGACCGCCAUCUCUUGAAGCUAAUGACGUUCGAGGGUGACCCAUGCUGGAAGUUGCGAACAAGAGAAGAUGCCGACAAGUUACGCCGUUUGACGCCCGACGAACGCCUCCUCUAUCACCACAUCGAUCAAGUCCAGGCUGACGGCAUCUGGUCGAAAGCGCUACGAAACAAGACAAAUGUGACGCAGCAGACGCUGACAAAAUGUCUAAAGAGCCUGGAAUCAAAGGACUUGGUGCAGUCAGUCAUGAGUGUCAAGUAUCCAAACCGGAAGAUGUACUUGCUCAAGCACUUGAAGCCGUCAGAGGACAUUGCGGGUGGACCAUGGCAAACCGACGGUGAAUUUGACACUGCUCUGAUUGAAACCAUCUCGGGUGCCGUGGCACAGUAUGUGGAACAUGAGACGUGCAUCAAAGUACCAGGUAAUUGGAACGACUACGACAGGUCAGUCGCGAUUGCUCAGAAGAAGGCGUCAGCCCUGGAUGCGGUACGGGACAUCGAGGAAGCGCCGGCAGUCAGGUCCUACAAGCCACCCAGAGACCCGAAUGCCUUCAGAAUCGUCCAUCGACAUAAGCCACACUACCCGACUGCUGCAUCUGUAGCCGAAUGGCUGAACGGCAAGGAACUUAUCAAAGCUAAGACGGUCCGGGAAGAGGACAUGGAGCAGUUAUUGGAGAUGAUGGUGGCUGAGGAUCGACUGGAGAAGACAUCGGGCACAAACUAUCGGACAGUGCUGAAGGCGACUAACACAAAGGUCUACAACGGAUUUGUGGACGCUCCUUGCGGCAACUGUCCAGUUUUUGAUCAGUGUGGGGACGAGGGAGAAAUCUCCGCGCGAACUUGCGUGUACUUUGGCCAGUGGUUGGACACCGAGUCGGAGGAGUAUUAG
Pyrenophora tritici-repentis Pt-1C-BFP is the source of this 1089-nucleotide messenger RNA. Its product is annotated as RPC34, DNA-directed RNA polymerase III, subunit C34. Gene Ontology annotation, cellular component: RNA polymerase III complex. The record is from RefSeq and is a predicted model, not a curated record. Lineage: Eukaryota; Fungi; Ascomycota; Dothideomycetes; Pleosporales; Pleosporaceae. Gene Ontology annotation, biological process: transcription by RNA polymerase III.